Messenger RNA from Trichosurus vulpecula (common brushtail), 6400 nucleotides. RefSeq names its product trafficking kinesin protein 1 (gene TRAK1). The record is from RefSeq and is a predicted model, not a curated record. Gene Ontology annotation, cellular component: dendrite. Gene Ontology annotation, molecular function: GABA receptor binding. Lineage: Eukaryota; Metazoa; Chordata; Mammalia; Diprotodontia; Phalangeridae. The coding region runs from base 1430 to 3904 and encodes 824 amino acids. Gene Ontology annotation, biological process: endosome to lysosome transport; anterograde axonal transport of mitochondrion; neurogenesis. The transcript has 18 exons.
AGCCCAGGGCCGGGGCCUGAGAAAGCAAUGGCGAGAGGAAUUCCUGGGGCGCGGGCGGCAGCAGCAGCAGCAGCCACAGGCCGGCGGGGGCUUCCUAUGUGCGCUCCGCAGCCCCUGCGUGCGUAACUCCGGCCAAGUAUUAGCCACUCGGCCUCCCGCCAGCCCAGGCCGGCGGCGCCGGAGCCGAACCCCCGCACCUAAGAGGCGAAGAGAGCCCGCCCUUGAGGAGUGGCGGCCAAGAGGCGCGCACGGCCAGCGGGGACCGGGAUCCGCGGGAGCCGCAGCAUCCGCGGGAGCCGCAGCAUCCGCAGCAUCCCCGGGAGCCGGGAGCACCAGUCAGUGGUCGCGGACCCCGCUCCUGCAGCGGUCGCAGGCACUUGUGCCGGGGAGCUCCUCUUCAGUGGGAGGGCGCAUCGCCCCACUGCCCUCCUGAGAGCGGGCAGGUCCCCCCGCCCCCCACUACGCUUUCUGGCCACGGUGCCCUCUCCCCGGCUGCGGGGCCGGAGCGCCGGCACAUGCCUAGCGGCCGGCUCCAGCAGUAGCCCAGAGCAGCCAGGGUCUGGGCGGCGCAGUCCUUCGCCGCCCAUGUGCGCAAACCCAUCGCGCAGAGAGGGGGAUCCGUUACCAGUCGCCAAGAGACCGGCCCAGGCUAGUCAUUUGCGCUCCGGGCUCUGCCGGUCCCCGGCCCCACGCCUACCCCACAGCUGUCCGGGAGGGCAUUUAGAGACUCCGGCCGCAGCCGCUCCUGCACCUGCGAUUGGAGGCUACGUCCCGCUCGCCCCCCGCGUUCUACAUAGCUGGAGAGAGCCUGCGCCCGGCUUCUUCAGUCUGGACCCUGGCAAACUGAAAGGGGGGAGCUAGAGAAAUUAUUACCUGAGGCCCUGGCGUUGGACUCUCCCCUUACUACACUUCCAAGCCCUCCAGACACCCUUUUCAAAGAGCUGCUGUGUCCACAAGACCUAGACCUGAUCCCUCGAGCUCCCAGCACUGGUCCCCCCAUGGCAGUUUGUAUAUCCCAGUGAAACCUGCCAAGCUGGACGCCACAGCUUUGCCCACCGACAUCUUGGCCACCACUGUGCCCCUUCCUGAGACUUGUGACCAUGCGGUCUUAGCCUGCAGUCCGGGCAUUCACGAAGAACACUAUGUAAGUGAAGCCUUGGAAGAUGUGUCCGAUUGCAGGAAAUACCGAGAUGCCUGCACCAUUACUGAUGUGUGCAAUAGUACUGAUCUUCCUGAAGUUGAAAUCAUCAGUCUGCUGGAGGAACAACUGCCCCAUUACAAGCUAAGAGCAGAUACAAUCUAUGGUUAUGACCACGACGACUGGCUUCACACACCUCUCAUUUCUCCUGAUGCUAAUAUCGACCUAACAACUGAACAGAUAGAAGAGACGUUGAAGUAUUUUCUUUUAUGUGCUGAGAGAGUGGGCCAGAUGACUAAAACAUACAAUGAUAUAGAUGCCGUGACACGUCUUCUUGAGGAGAAAGAACGGGAUUUAGAAUUAGCUGCUCGGAUUGGCCAGUCGUUGUUGAAGAAGAACAAAACUCUAACGGAGAGGAAUGAGCUGCUUGAGGAACAAGUAGAUCAUAUCCGGGAAGAGGUAUCUCAGUUACGUCAUGAAUUGUCUAUGAAGGAUGAACUACUUCAGUUCUACACCAGUGCUGCUGAAGAGAGCGAGCCCGAGUCUGUCUGCUCAACGCCGUUGAAGAGAAAUGAGUCUUCAUCCUCCGUCCAGAAUUAUUUUCAUCUGGAUUCUCUUCAAAAGAAACUGAAAGACCUUGAAGAAGAGAAUGUUGUACUUAGAUCAGAGGCCUGCCAACUGAAGACCGAAACAAUCACUUACGAGGAAAAGGAGCAACAGCUUGUUAAUGACUGUGUCAAAGAGCUGAGAGAUGCCAAUGUCCAGAUCGCCAGUAUUUCAGAAGAGUUAGCCAAGAAGACUGAGGACGCGACUCGGCAGCAAGAAGAGAUCACCCAUCUUCUCUCUCAAAUAGUCGAUCUGCAGAAGAAGGCCAAGGCUUGUGCUGUUGAAAAUGAGGAGCUUGUUCAACACUUGGGGGCAGCUAAAGAUGCCCAGAGACAACUUACAGCCGAGCUUCGGGAGCUGGAAGACAAGUAUGCAGAAUGCAUGGAAAUGCUUCAUGAGGCGCAGGAAGAGCUGAAAAACCUCCGCAACAAAUCCAUGCCAAACACCAUCUCCCGACGUUAUCACUCCCUGGGCCUCUUUCCCAUGGACUCCUUGGCGGCUGAGAUAGAAGGAUCAAUGCGAAAGGAGCUACAGAUGGAAGAACCUGAAUCUCCAGACAUAACCCAUCAGAAGCGCGUCUUUGAGGCUGUGAGGAACAUGAAUCAAGUGGUCAAGCAGCGGUCCCUGACUCCAUCGCCCAUGAACAUCCCAGGCUCCAACCAGUCCUCAGCCAUGAACUCCAUCAUCUCCAGCUGUGUCAGCACACCAAGGUCCAGCCUCUAUGGGGGUGAUAUCACCAACAUCAUGAUUGACAACAAGACCAACAGCAUCAUCCUGGAAACGGAGUCAUCGGACAUGGGAAAUGAGGACAAGAAUAAGAAGCCUGGGACUCCAGGGACCCCUGGCUCCCAUGACCUGGAGAUAGCCCUUCGGCGACUGUCGCUUCGACGGGAGAAUUACCUUUCGGAAAGAAAGUUCUUUGAGGAGGAGCAGGAGAGGAAGCUACGGGAAUUGGCAGAGAAGGGCGAGCUUCACAGUGGCUCCCUCACUCCGACUGAAAGCAUCAUGUCCCUGGGCACCCACUCAAGAUUCUCGGAGUUCACCGGAUUUUCUGGAAUGUCAUUCAGCAGCCGCUCUUACCUGCCGGAGAAACUCCAGAUUGUGAAACCCUUAGAAGGUUCUGCUACACUUCACCACUGGCAACAGUUGGCCCAGCCUCACCUUGGGGGCAUCCUGGACCCCCGGCCCGGUGUUGUCACCAAGGGCUUCCGGACCCUGGACGUUGACCUGGAUGAAGUGUACUGCCUUAACGAUUUUGAAGAAGAUGAGACAGCGCAUCAUCCUGGGAAGUGUAUGUCACAGACCAACUCCACUUUCACCUUUACCACAUGCCGCAUCCUGCACCCCUCCGAUGAGCUCACAAGGGUCACGCCAAGCCUUAACUCAGCACCUACUCCAGCUUGUGGCAAUUCCAGCAACUUGAAGUCCACCCCAGUGGGCACGCCAUGCACUCCCCGGCGACUGAGUCUGGCUGAGUCUUUCACCAAUCUCCGGGAAUCCACCACCACAAUGAGCACAUCCCUUGGGCUGGUGUGGCUGCUGAAGGAGAGGGGCAUCUCAGCGGCUGUGUACAAUCCCCAGAGUUGGGACCGGGCCGGCAAGGGCACCCUCUUGAACCCAUACUCCCCUAAAAUGGCUGUGAUCCCUUCCACCCCUCCAAAUUCACCUAUGCAGACACCGCUGUCUUCCCCACCGUCUUUCGACUUCAAGUGUACCAGCCCCCCUUAUGACAACUUUUUGGCCUCCAAGCCAGCCAGCUCCAUCCUGAAGGAGGUGAGGGAGAAAAAGAACAUCAGAAACAGUGAGAGCCAGACAGAGGUGUCUGUCUCCAACCUUAAUUUAGUGGACAAAGUCAAGCGGUUUGGCAUAGCCAAAGUUGUGAACUCAGGGCGCCCCCAUGCCCCUACUUUGGCAGAAGACCAGGGACCUCUUGUCUGCGGGGCCCAGGGGUCAACGAGGGCCCUUGGGCCUGAUGGCCUUCCCCUUGGCUGUCCUGUUGUCACGAGUGCCAUUGGAGGCCUUCAGCUGAACUCUGGAAUUCGAAGGAACCGCAGCUUCCCCACCAUGGUGGGGUCCAGUAUGCAGAUGAAAGCCCCUGUGACUCUUACUUCUGGCAUCCUGAUGGGUGCCAAGCUUCCAAAACAGACAAGCUUGCGAUGAGAGGAACUUGGUUCCUUUUCUUUUUUAAGAAAAAGCAAAAACAAAAAACAAUAUUUUCCUUUAACCUCUCAGUUCUCUGACCCCCUUUCUCGCUCUGCCCCCUCCCUUCUCUGCCUCUGUCUCUCUGUCCCUCUUUCUGUCUCUCUCUCAAUCCCUCCUGAGUAGACAAAUCAACCUUGUGCCUAAUGGGAGAAGAGUGUAAACUUUGUAUAGUAUGUAAAUAUGUAUCAGAGACCUUGUAUCUAAUUUUAUUACUCUUCAGACAUCAUAAGAAAUGGCCCAACGCUGCAAUUGCUGUAUUAAGGAUUUAACUUGCUGACCUUUGAUGGGUCUUUUUUUUAAUUAUUUUUUUCUUUCCUUUAAAGAUGCACUGAAAACAGAAACCAGUUAUUAUCCUGUGGAUAGGGGGGAAAUAAAUCCUUUGGCUUAUUGAAUGUGAUUGUAGCCAUGAUAUAGUCAGGAUGGAAGGCUUGUCAGAUGACACCAGUCACAGUGUGUCUUCGUUCUGGGUGGACUAACAUUCGAUCUCCUGGAUGAAUAUAUGAGCCUCAUCCUUUACUAUACAUAAAAUGAAGCAGCCAACUUCGGUCCUUUACUGUAUACAAAACAAAGCAGCCAAAUUCAUAUUUGUGUUGGGACAGCCUGAUUUUAUUUUGCUUCUGCCAGUGGUCCAGUUUCUUCAGAGCCCAUGGCUCCUCUACCUGGAUGAAAUAUUGUGUCUUUGGAGGGAAACAUUUGUGAUUUUCCUCAUGCAGAAAACUUUCUGUAAUCCACAGGUAGGCCGAAAGUCUGGAAAGAAUGUGAAUGUAUGGAUUAAAAAAAAACAAAACAAACCCACCUUUUUCCUUUAAACACAUUUUGUAAAAUGCAGUCAAGGCAUGGUGCUGGUUGAGCAUCAUGUUACCGUGUGCUCUCCGGGUACUGAAAUACACAUGUCACAAGGUUAUUUUCAUCUUGCAUCAGGGAAAAUGGCAACUGGUUUCUGGGAACCACAGCCUCUAAGCAAAAAUAGUCUAAUGAUCCGAGCCAAAGAUCUUUACUUAAAUCAGAGGGCCUAAAGAGGGAAAUGUGGGGGUGUUCUGGAGAAAGCGUAUUAGCGGGGAAGGGAAGACCCACAGCAAAACUGAGUGACAGCACAAUGGUAUGAAGGAGAGAGGCUAUAGAAUUUUGAUCAUUAGGUUUCACUUGCAGAAAAUCAGACUAUUUCAAAAAGCAGGGCUGUGGGAUUUUCAUAUGAUCCAUAUCCUUGCCUUUUCCACGGUAGCCACUUUUGAAAUCCAAACACUUGAGCAGCUCCAAGGUGCGACCACUUAAUGCCCAUGUAUUUUUCUCCUCUCUUCAAUAGAGGGCAUUGUAUCAAUGUGAUUUUUCUAGCCUAUGGGCUGUUCUUGUUUUUUCCAUUUUCUGUUUACCUUUGUGUCUUGUGCUUGGAAAAGGAUGGAGUCUCUUUUGGAAAGAAUGAAAAAUGAACAAAAAGGUAGGUUCUGUUGAGUGCUUCAAACAUAGGGUGACUUGGAAGAGUUUUAUUUAUAAACAGACACAUACACGUGUAUGCACACACAGGAGUGAAUACUUAAGGUGAAAGUUAAAAGUAUCUUCAAGAUAGAUUUCAGAAACAUGAACCAAAAAUCCUGCUAACGUUAAGUUGAGGAAUCUUAGUAUUACAUGUCCAGACAUAGCAACAAGAGUAUAUUAUAAUAUACUCAACCUAGGUAAGUAAUGCCUAUGAAAAUUACCUUUGCCAUUGACUCCCUAUUGUGUGUAUGUCUCUGUACAUAAGUUUAUCUACUUUUUAAACAUCAUCGAGUCUGUUUCCUUUUCUUCAUGCCGAUUGUAUUUCUAUAAAAUGUUUCCUUCCAAGAAGGUGGUUUAUUUAUUAUAAUCGGUUACCACACUUUACGUCGCAGCAGCAUUGUUGUCAUUUCUUCCAGCCUCUUACUUGAAGAAUUAGUACUGAUGAUCUUUUGCAUAAAUAAUACCAUCAUCUUUGCCCUUCUGCUAGAAAGAGUUGUCCGUCCCCGAAGGGAGUCCACAUAGUGUUAUGGACACUUAGCAUGCUUCUAGAGAAAGCAUACAAGCGAGUGCGGCUCAUGUUUUCAACUUCUAUUUAUUCUCUAAACCUAAGACAUUUUAGUAAAAGUGUGUCCUCAGCUUGAUUUGCUAUUAUAUGUGUGCACUUACUGCAGAUAACUUAACUAUUUUUUUUAUUUGAAUGUAUCUUAAACCUGUAGCUAGAUAGGAUAACAACAGGAAAACCACAGACUGAAUGGACCAUUUUAAGUACCCAGAGUGAAUAACCGACCAUAUGUUACCACGAGGGAAUUAAAAUUGUAAUAACAAAUCAUUCACUUGGGAGGCAUAACAGACUUUAGCCUACAGAAUAAAUGGUAGACAUUAUACAACCACUCCUGGAAGGUGUGUUGUAAAAUGCAUCAAAUGCUACAAUACAAUUUUCUUAUCUAAUGAGUAUCAAUAAAAUAAGCUUGAGUGAUCUGG